Leishmania braziliensis MHOM/BR/75/M2904 is the source of this 2091-nucleotide messenger RNA. RefSeq lists its product as hypothetical. The record is from RefSeq and is a predicted model, not a curated record. Lineage: Eukaryota; Euglenozoa; Kinetoplastea; Trypanosomatida; Trypanosomatidae. The transcript has a single exon. Bases 1 to 2091 code for a protein of 696 amino acids.
AUGGUCUUCCUGGGUCAUUGUGCUGGGCACGUUGCGCACGUAUGUCUCCUCGGCAUCACAAGGCGGCUCUGGCGUCGGCUGCCGCGUCUGCUCAUGUGCGCAGUGCUCUUAGCGCUGCUUCUGCUCUGUAGCACCACCGCUCUCGUCGCAGCCAUCACAACCAUCACGCCCCUCCUGAACAUCACCCCCACCGACAAAGCCAACCCUGACGACUACUACAAGCUGUUGGUCGCCCAGGAUGCUACCAUUGUGGCCGGCAGCACCACUGCUCUUAGUAGCGACGGAAUCGCCUAUCCGAAGCUUAACAUCGUUAAAGGAUUGCGGUCCAUCUUCAACAAUUCGCGGGUGCCAACGCCGCUGAGCACUUCUACGCUGACGGACACCCCCCUGAGGACCUUCCCUGCUGACGCCCUGUCGGAGCUUCUUGUAGUGAUGGCGCUCCUCUACCUCGACUCCACCAGCGCGCUGCCGUUCGCCCUCCAUGCGCCGAUCCCGUCCACGUGCCUGCCGACCUCCUACGCCGGUGGCCCCACCCUCGUCAACCCGUCCUUUCCGAAUGUGCCCAUCACUCUCAACAUGCUGCUGCUGCAUGUCUCCUCUAUCACCGAGACGAGCCCUGACUUGGGCACCCCAGCUGGGCCCUCCGGCGCCGCGCCGAGCCUCUCCACUUUUGUCAGCUCCCUCCUCUCCGCCACGGGCGCGCCACUCUUCAGCGCCAGCCAGCCCGGCCUAUCUAGCAGCUACACCCACUCGCACGCCAACGUGGCGAUCGUCGCCUACAUCGUAGAGCAGGUCUUGGCGAAGUCGACAAACCACUCGACCCUCUCCGGCAUCGGCGAGUUUCUCUUCGGUGUCGUGCUGCCACCGCUGCAGCUGUCGUGCAGCUUUUUACUAAGCCGCGACGGUCAUGUCAUCGGCACACCCGACCCCUUUCCUAACAGCUGCACCCGCCAUGUGCUGAACGACGUCGCCCGCCAGGCCCUUAACCGCAGCGGCAGCGGCAGCCUGGAGAGUUAUCCCAUCCAGGCCCUGUACUUUUCCGAUCACACGCUCUUUACGACCAGCGCAGACAUGGCGAAGUUGACGACAGAGUUGCUGGUGCCGGGCGGUGUCUAUCACGCUACCAUUGGUGCCCUGAUGCUCCAGAACGUGGUGGCGAUUACAGCGCCGACGAUGCCCUACACGGAGGGACGCGCAGCCGGUCUCUUCCUGUUCAGCGCGAACAGCCUGUGCGUUACGAUGUACGCCGCCAUCUCCUACAGUGGCAGUGCGCCGUACUGCCACUACAGCUCCUCGACAGUGUCCGACUCAGCACCGCCCUUCGGGCUGGUCGCCUCUGGUGGCAUGAAUGAUGAACUCGCCAUUCUGUGCGUCCCUGUCGUGAGCAACAAGAAGAUAUUUUGCUCCAUUGCUGAGCUUUCCUUCUCCGACGCUGGCUGUCGCCGGACCAACGUGGCAACAGCGGGGAGCCGCGCCGUCGGGCUUGCCAUGGUGAGCUUGGCGCGCUUGACGAGUGAGCCUAUCCCAGCGAGUGUAGCCCCAAGGUCUCCACCAAAGACCCAAGCCGUGAGCGGAGGGUUCGUCGUCAUUGGAGUAGUCGCCACACUCGUGGUUGUGAUCGUCGCCUCCUACCUCACCGACUACUUCAUCCAGCCGCCGCCGCCAGUGAAAACUAUAGCACCGAUUUCGAAGGGUCAAAUCAACCUGCGGAGUGGCACCGCGCUGAAUAACCCCAACGGCGACCGCGGCGCAGUGGACGGAUCUGACAGACCCGUCAGCGGCGAGCUCCCAAUGGCGCUUCACGAGAACGGUGGAAACGAUGGCGCUGAGGAGCUGUACAGUGGGGCAGACGACGAGGUGCCGUACCUCAUGCAUAGCGGUGGCCCUGCUCGUGGCGGCUCGUCACUAUGUCAGCAUCGCCCGCUCCAGCGUCGGUACCGUGACAGCAGCGAAGUGAACUCGCCCAACGGCGGCUCCGACUCCAGUGGUGAUGAUUGCUGGGGCGAUAGCCAGGACGGCACGGAUCGCUUCCCCACAGGGUCACAGAGGCCCAACCCGAACGGCAUUCUGCGCUUCGACGCCUACACGUAG